Molecule: messenger RNA, 8226 nt
Organism: Symbiodinium natans
Lineage: Eukaryota; Dinophyceae; Suessiales; Symbiodiniaceae
Source: the annotation of a GenBank genome assembly
AUGGCUUCCGCAAGUUGGGCUGAGUCGGUCAAUCGUGCGAUGGAGGGUGAGGAGUCCGAGGUUUCUGCUAUUGAUCCCAUGCUGCUUGGGGGAGUGAGUGACGACCCUAAGGAGCCGGAGUAUGACCAGGGACUGCCGACGCAGGCACCAUCAGAUCCCGCCAUGGAGGAUGAGCAAGUUGACCGUAGGCCCCUACAAGAACGCCAAGCUCCCGCUCCGGUAGCCAGACUUUUACCACAGUCUCCAGGGCACAGUGAGUUGUCUCGCAUGGAAAAGGGAGCACACUGGGAGAUUGAUGAUGAGGAGCUGGUGCCGGACUACAACAGGAUGUUGCCUCGGGGGGUAGAAAGUGGACCGUGUGAUCGGCGGAACGAUCAGAGCUUGCUGCCCACCAACGCCAUGGAUGUGGACCGGGAUGAUCGCGUGCCCCAGUUGGCAGCUGGGGGGUCCGGAGGUCGUGUGACCAAUCCAGCGCCCGCUCCGGUCACGUCUGGGGGGAUUCCGGUUGAGGUGUCUCUUUUGCAAGCAAACGUGGGCCAGUUGGUGCAGCAACAGGUAAGCAACAUCGUGCAAGCGCAGAUGGCCCCCUUGUUCACGCAGCUCUUUGAUCGGUUGGAGGCCAUGGAGGCUAGACAGAGCCGUCUUGAUGAGCGAGCCAGGGUUGCCCAACAGGCCUCAACUGAAGCAGAUGCGCGUGCUCUUGCUGGAAACUUCGCUGCCAGUGUAAGAAUUAGUGCUUCGCAGGGUGAUGGUGGCCAUCAUGGAACAACGGCAGCGCAGCGUGGUGAAGGGUCCUCUGCCUCAGUAGCUCGUGGUAGGAAGGCCGUGGAAACAUCAAGGAGCCACGGUAGAGAUGAGGCCUCAGCAGAUCCGUCAAAUGUUUCUGGGCACGCUGAUCAGGGCUCCGGCCUUGGGGAACAAACGGGGGUGGUGGAGGUUGCUGGAGUUCCACACGCCUGGAUUGUGUACCCGCUGUCACCAGGUGGAACUGAAAUCAAACCACCACCUGGAGGCCCGCCUCAUUCUCCCAUCCCGGAUGCGCAAGGUCCGGAGUACAAGAGUAGUGGCGGCGAUCAUCUCAUUCAGGGUCUUGGGUCCAGUGGCGAUGUGCCUGCGAAUCAGGGCUCCAGGAGCGGUGAUCAGGUAUCCAAGGGUCUUGAAUGGUUCUUUGACAGCAUGAAAAAGGCCCUCACGUCGUACGGGGAUGGGGAGGUCAGAGCAGAAGAGGUGAAAACCUCAUUGGCGGAGCUGCCAAAACUGGUGAUCAAUGAAGCGGAUAAGGACCUCUCUCCAUUGUUGGCAGGAGAUUGGCUCACACUAUCAGGACCGACCAUGCGCGACUUGAGUGCCACUAGCGUACAGUGGUGGGACCAGGUCCUUCAGGCAGCAACGGAUUACUAUCAAGCCUGGCUUCGCGCCACUCCGGAUGAACUGGUGUCCACUCAGAAGAUGACGUGCAUUGACGCAGUGGCUCUGGUUUACUGCACGUAUCAACCAGGGGGUCUUAAGGUUAGCAUCCCUGACCCAACCUUAUUGCUGGCAGGGCUGGACGGCUUGACUGCAAAGGCCUCAGAUCGGGCAGGCUCCGACAUCAGUGAAGAAGCACGCCAGAACAUGUUUAAGGAGGUAACGGCAGCCAUCAAGCAGUUGACAGCAUCAGCGCCCGCUGCGGCGAAGGAGCAUCAGCAUGUGUGCGCCCUCAAGAAUCCCCAGAUGAAGUUGUCGGUUGGAGGUGACUACCGCUUGGACGGAGGCUCUCAUGAAUGCUAUGCCAAGAUGUUGGAGGAUGAUUGCCUCCUUAUGCGCACCUUGCUGUUGAAGGCUGAUCCUGAGGCGUUGCGGGCAUUGGCUCCGCGUAAAGUUCGCACUUCCUUUGCAGACCAUGUUGCAAGUGGCCACGUCCCUUUUCGAGCCGACUGUCGACAUUGCCUAGAGGGACGUUUGAGAGCUAGACCCCAUAGACGUCAACCUGCUGCUGAGUCAUUUGUCCUGAGCUUGGACUUGAUGGGGCCUCACAGGGGUGGCAGGGAUGAAGUGCUUGAUGAGGUAAGGUAUGCUUUGGUAGCAGUCUACACGUUUCCGGAAACACUGGGUGUUGGUGGAGUAGCAGCCCCAAAUGACCCCGAUCAUGGCCCGCCUGUAGAUCCUGAAGUCCAGCCCUGGGAAGAGCCGGAGGAACCAGAUCCUGAGGAAGCUGCAGUAGCUGAGGCACCAGUUGAUCUUUCAGAUGAAGCGGAGCUUCCAAGGGUUCCCAUGGUUGAGUUGCUGUGGGUAGAACCUUUGCGCAGAAAAACAGAAGCGGAAACCCUCCGAGCAACCAAACGCAUCAAGGCAGCAAUCUCCCUUCUAGGACUCCCCAUUGUCAGAAUACACACAGAUGCGGGGAAGGAAUUCUGCAACAAGAGUUUCAGAGCCUGGUGCAGUGACAACGCCUUCGUGAAAAGCUGCACAGGAGCGGAUGACUUCCGUUCAAACGGACGGGUGGAAAAUGCCAUUGGGGUGCUAAAGGGUCGUGCGCGCACGUUGUUGCGGGCUGCAGACAGUGAAUGGCAGGAUUGGCCGUUUGCAGUGCGGCAUGCCGCGGCCCAACAUCGCAUGUUCAAUUUCCAGCGUUUAGGCUGGAAAACUGAGGGACUGAAGCCGUUCAAUGCUUUGGUCCAUGUGCAAGAGCGGUCAUGGAGAAUCGGGGAGUGGGGGAGGAGGGCUGUUCCAGCUAGGAUCCUUGCUCCUGCGCAGGAGGUCGAGCGUGCGUACGUCGUGCGAACAGAAGAUGGAAAUCUGCGCAACGUUAAGGUUCUCUUUGGCGGCGUUCGUGAAGGGCCUCCUGUUGCUGAUGAUGCUCCGCCUGAAAGAGUCCAGGACUUGGCGUCGUUGAGCGACCCCUCGGAGCAGUUGCUAAGGUCCCCGGCUCCGGCCGGCGUAGGUUGGGGUGGUGGCGGUCCGGGGGAGCUUGCUAGGACCGGGACGAGGGCGGGAAGCAUUGGGGCUGGAGGCUGCGAUGCUCGUGAUGCUCGAGAGGAGCCUGGGGAAAGGUCUGGCGAGAACCAGGCAGAGGAUCAGCUUCGUGCUUGUGCUGAGGGCAAUGGCCCUACGGACAUGGGCUGCUGUGAAAGUUUGGAAAGUGUUGAGGGCCUUACUGUUUUUGAGGCUCCAGAGUGUGGCUUCUUUGUUGAUGCCACCUCCUGUGAAGAAGAUUCCUCUAUAGGAUGUAUGUGGGAUGGGGAGGGCUUCGAAGCCUUUGAAAAUCGAGCCCUCAACUUGAAGAUGAUGAUUGAUCGUGAGUGCGAGUUUUUGAAAAGAGAAGCCCAAACCCUUGAAGACUGUGCAGUUUCUGAAGAGUUUCUCGUCAAAGCUGUGCGCGCGUUAGGGCAGGCUCAGGAUAAAGCUGUGGAAAAGGCCCCUGAAGAAGUUGAGUUUUCCCUUUUGCCUGACUGUGAAAUCCUGAGUAGCCAUACUGUUCCCCUUCAAGAGGUGUACAAGCAUUUUCAUCUCUGGAGAAAAGCUGCUGAACAAGAGCUGCAGUCCUUGAUUGAGGAGAAGGGUGCUUUCAAACGGGCCUCUCUUGCAGAUCUAAAGCGGUUAGAGGAGCGUGGAACGAAGGUAGUCAUGGUUCCUGGGAAAGCAAUCUUCACCCGCAAAUCGGGUGGCCGUUUUAAGUGCAGAGUGGUGAUUUGCGGAAACUUUGUCCCUCAGGGUUCUGGAAACGGCGACAGUCAGGGGGAUCAAGCGUCGUUGUAUGCUGCGGGUUGCGAGGUGUCACAUGUGAGACAAAUUGCUGCUAGAGGGGCUCGAGUUGGCUGGGCAGGUUUUUUGUUGGACAUCAAAACAGCAUUCCUGAACAGUUUGUUGUUGGAUCCCAUAAAGCCGCGCACUGCCCCACCUCCAACAAUGACCGAGAACCCCGCUGAGAUUAUUGCCGUGAAACCUCCAAAGAUCCUGAUAGCGCAUGGGUUGGCAAAAAGUGAUGAGUAUUUCCUUUGCUUGAGGGCGGUCUACGGACUACCCCAAUCUCCUAGAGAUUGGGGCAUCACAAGAGAUGUCACCAUAGCAGGCAUGGAGAUCGUUGUGCCGCCCACUGACGUGACCCCAGAAGAAAUGCCAUCGCUUGAUCACUCAACCCGGGAAGCCCUGGGAAAGGUGAUGAAGUUGGUUCCCUCAGCCUCAGACUCGCAAGUGUGGGCCCUUAGAGUUGCGAAUGCAGAUUGCGAUCUUCAACCAGGCCCUGCGCUCGCGUGGAUAGCAGUCUAUGUGGACGAUAUUCUGAUCAUGGGGCCCCGGGCUGUAGCGCUUGCUGUUGUGAACAAGAUUAAGGCUGCGUGGGAGACAGGGUCAAUGAAGAAAAUUCCGCAGUUGAUCGAAGGAACAGCCUCGUUCUUUGGCAUUGAGUUUGCCUGGAGGGGAAAUCAGCUGAUUUUGGGGCAACAGGGGUAUAUUCAAGAUCUCAUGAAACGGUACCCGCAUGUGAAACUGCAAACCACUCCGUUGCCGCCCGGAAAUUUCGAAAUCCCUGAACUGGCUGUGGAGGAGAAAGACCCAAACGCACUCCGCGCGUGCCAGACGUCUCUCGGAGAGAUGCUCUGGAUUGCUACGCGUACCCGGCCCGAUCUUAUGUAUGGCGUGAGCAAAUUGGCCUCAGAAAUGUCGCGCAACCCAGUGGCCACAUUACCGUACAUCGAACAUCUACUAGGGUACUUGUUCAACACAGUCGAUGUAGCGCUAGUGUAUGGCCCCAAGGUCCCCACCUUAGGUGAGUCUGGUAGUGUAGCGACAGUCUCAGGAGCCAAUGUUUUAGAGGUCCAUACCGACGCGGGCUUCGCCCCGCUAGCCGGACGAAGCCAGGAGUGCGCUAUACUCUUUCAAGAGGGAGCUAUUGUGACCUGGCUGUCCAGUAAGCAACCAUUUACGGCCCAGUCCACUGCCGAGUCAGAACUCUUAAGCACCAUGACUGGGUUCAACGUAGGUAGGGCCCACCAGCUGUUAGCAAGUGAGCUGUGCGGAGGUGACGUCCGCCUUGUGGUGCUCAACGAUAACCAAGCUUGCCUACAAAUCAUUCAAGUAGAUAAUGCAUCCUGGCGGACUCGCCACUUGAGAAUCAGGGCAGCAGCUCUGAAGGAACAAUAUCUUGCUGACCAGGUUGUGGUUGGGUAUGUCUCAAGCUCCAGAAAUGGAGCAGACCUCGGGACAAAGUCCGUUCCAUUGCAGCGACUUCAGGAGUUGAUGCAAGUGUUGGGGCUGGGUUCCUUGAAGGACCAAGGCACAUUGUCCCCCGCACCUGUCGCUAAUCAGAGCGGAGUCUCCGUCAGCCAAAGGGCAUUGGUUUCAGUGGUGCUGUUGCUGUGCGCGACAGAGGCCGAAACAGUCAGGACUGAGCCUGAUCUGAGUUCGGAAAGGGAGUGGGACUUCACUAUCUUCAUAUGCAUGGUUGCGGUGUGCAGCAUUGUUGUUUGGGAAGCCUUGAAGUGGUUGCUCAGGCCCACCAAUCCCUCGCCCCAUGAAGAGCCCGAACGACAAAUUGCUCAGAUGCCAGUCCCGCAAGAGGUGAUAAGGUAUGUAGAUGACGAGGUGUUAAUCUUCGCUGAGAGGGCACAAGCUCAAGAGUUUGAAAGGCUCACGCGGGUUGGGGCUAUUGAGGCCGGACUUCGAAAUCGGAAUCUAGGCCAACGCAUUUACCGAGAAGAACCAGAUAUUGAACCACCAGAGGCUCCGCCUUUGCCGCCAAGGCCUGUACAAAGGGCAGACAGCGAAGGGGUUCACCGCGAGGCGGACGCCCGAAGUCAGCGUGAACAGAUUGCUUUUCCUCAAGCACCUCUGAGACCUCAUCUAGUGUGGCCAGUUCCUGUACAGCUUCCGAACCACGAGGUGCUGAGAACAGCUAGCCCUUGGGGAGGACCUUUGAGUGCCGUCUUCCAAGUCCCUCCAGCAGGAGUCCGAGAUCACUUCAUCUACGACGCUCACCGCCGUCCAAAUGUCUUGAUCCGGUGGCAUGGGAUGCCGAGAUUGCGCUUGUUCUGUCCGUCAGACGCGCGCCUACCAGAGGUCAUUCGAAGACAAUCCUUGACGGGCAGAAGGAGGACGCUGAUCGUUCAUGCUGACGGUCGCACCGAACUCCGCGAUGAUCGUUUUGAUGAUCCCACCAACGCAAGGCAUUGCUAUGACAAUGCUUGGCGUGGAAGAACCGAGCUUGAAUUGCGUCCAGAACAGAAUGAGUGUAUCUCGCCAGCAUCGGGUCAUCGGGUCUUGGCAUGCAUCUAUGUUGUUCUGCCGCCCAGGGGCGAGCCUGACUCCAGGACCUUUCUGCCCUUCUGCCUGUGGUUUUUUUGGGACCCUGCGACGAACAGCGUGGGCCAGGGCAAGUUUUCAGACUGCAUCCCGCACCUGGGCCAGGGGGUCAUCGGAACCAUUCCGCGGGUGCCUUCGGUGGUUCCGUCCUUGUCAGGUGAGGCCAUUAAGGACAAGGGGGGAGCUGUGCACCUCAACUGGGCCAAGCCGGUCCAAGAUGGUGGCUGCAUGAUCACCCGGUACCGCGUCUGCUUCUCCGAGUACGAAGACUUCUCGCAAUUCAAAGAAGUGGGGUUAAAGGCCAUGCGCGACGCCAACCUCUUCGAGUUGAAGCCGGAGAUGCACUACCACUUCAAGGUGGCGGCGGUGAACGCCGUGGGUCAGGGCGACUACUCCGAGCCGGUGAAGGUCCUCACCAACCCGAUGCCGCCGGAGAAGUUCAUCCGCCCGCGCCAGCCGGAUCCUCCUGAGGUGGAGCUGCUCGAGGAGGAGCCCAACGACCAUUGCAUCAGGGCACGGGGGCCCGGCAUGGAGGGAGAUCCCACGAUGGGAGCGCCAUCGCUCGAAUUUGCGUCGACAGAAGGGGCCUCCGCCUUUCUCCGGAUUGUCUGCUGGGGCCAGGCGGAUUUGGGGGGCGACAGUAGCCGUGUUCAAGAGCGGCUUCAAGACGUAGAAGCGGUUCACGCCACAAAUGGGGCCUUUGCUGCACUGCGGAAGGAUGGUGCGGUUGUAAGCUGGGGGGAUCCGCGCUCAGGUGGUGACAGCUCAGCUGUCCAAGAGCAGCUCCGUGGUGUGCAGGAGCUUCGCUCCACGGAUGGGGCGUUUGCGGCCCUGCGAAAGGACGGCGUCGUGGUGAGCUGGGGCGACCGCCACUACGGCGGUGACAGCGGCCACGUUCAAGAGCAGCUCAUGGAUGUAGAGAAGCUCCACGCAAAUCGGUCUGCGUUUGCUGUCAUCCGAAGGGAUGGUGCCGUGGUAACUUGGGGUGCGCUGCGGAUGGGCGGAGAUAGCUCACAUGUCCAGGAGCAGCUUUGCGAUGUGCGCGAGAUUUGCUGCAACAGGGUCGUGUUUGCGGCGCUUCGGAAAGACGGCUCUGUGGUUAGCUGGGGUGAUCCGGAAUGCGGUGGCGACAGCAGACACGUCUCAGAGCAGCUUUAUGAUGUGCGUUCAGUCCACUCCACUGCUUGGUCCUUUGCCGCCAUCCGUGGUGAUGGCACUCUGGUAACCUGGGGUGACCCCACCUUUGGCGGGGAUAGCGCUCCCAUACAGAAGCAGCUGUACGAUGUGCAGCAGGUUCAUUCCACUGAGGUGGCCUUCGCGGCCAUUCGCAAGGAUGGUGCCGCAGUUGUUUGGGGCGGGAAGGGCAGGGGUGGUGACAGCAUCGGUGUCCAAGAGCAGUUGAACGAAGUUCAGCAGAUCUACUCCAACAAGGUAGCCUUUGCCGCAGUGCGAAGGAAUGGUGCAGUGGUCAGUUGGGGCGACGACGUUGACAGCACGCGUGUUCAGGAGCAGCUUCAAGACGUUCAGGUAAUUCACUCAGCUUCCUAUGCCUUCGCCGCGCUGCGAAAAGAUGGUACCGUGGUGAGUUGGGGCGAUCCCAACUGUGGAGGCGACUGCGCGAGUGUCCAAGGGCAGCUUCACAGUGUGAAGUCGAUAUGCUCCACCUCUCAAGCAUUUGCAGCGAUCCGAAAGGACGGUUCCGUGGUAAGCUGGGGGAAGCCAGGAUUUGGUGGUGAUAGCGCGAGUGUCCAAGAGCAGUUACACGACGUGCAAGAGAUCCGCUCCACGAAGCUCGCGUUUGCAGCGAUCCGGCAAGAUGGCGAGGUGAUAUAUUGGGGAUAUCCAGGCAUGGAGGGCGACAGCAAGGAUGCUCUGCGACAAGGGGAGCCAGAGGUUCGAGAAAGUACUGCCUCCACGGCUGCUUUCUGCUGCCGGUUGGGUUGGUGA